CAACACCAUCACUUCUCUCGCACCUUGCCAGUUUCUUUUCUAUCUGGCUAGACCUAGUCGCUUCUUCACUUGUCUCCCUUUCUUACUCGUACACAUGGCGCUCAACUGAUGGAACACUGACCUACACCCAGUUUCUUCCCUGACUGGCCUCAGCUAGAGACCGCACAAUCUAGGACCAGCUGUUGGCCUGUCGUCCAUGUCCACCCAGCUUGGGCCUCAAAGAACACGUACAAACAUUCCCCGUAUACACCAUUCACCACCAUCGUCUCUAGAAAUGUCACCAGCCAUCAUGCGCGCUGCUGUCCGCCUGUGACUGUUCUGGGCCGACCCCUCCCAGUCCUUCGAUUCUUGCAUUCACCUUGGGGUUAAUUCACACCCCGGACGUUCGCUCAAGUUACAAACCUAAGAAUAAUACAAUACGAUCUGCCCCGAAAGAUGAACAUGGACGAUUCAACCCCAUAUACUGCAGACGCGACUGCGCUAGCCGUUGUUCGAUCGGCCACCUCUUCAGUACAUCUCUCCUCGCCCACCGCGUCCACGUUCUCAAAGGGACAUUCGUCUUCUGGCUCGGCGUCUUCGAUCACUUCCUCGCCGAUACCUCGAGAAUCGCUCGACAUGUAUGUAGGACCCAAGAGAUUGGAAGAUGUGACAGAGGAGCCGCCUGAAAAAGACGAGUUUGAGGGCUAUACUCUGGUCAACGACAGCAGAGCCUACGAUUUUCCAGACUACGAAAAAGCAUUCUCAGAUUUCCAUUCCAGGCCGUCUCCACCAGGCUCUCCUGUACAACCUGAAUGGACCUUGAGAGACGACGAUGACUGGCCCUGGACUGCUCAGAAUUCCCAGUCGCCCAAACGACGCCGAUCCAUGGGACAACCUGCUCCCCUUCCCACCACCAAUCCACAUCGUUUGAGCAGCAAACUGGGAUCGAUGAAAAGACGUUGGAAAAACAGAUCGGCGGUUGAACCGCGGUUGUCGAUCAUCACACAUCCUCAGAAUCCAGCUUCUCGCUCCGGCUCACUCAAUUCAUCGCAAAUCCUCAGUCCGGCGUCAAGUGCAAUUUCCAAGCAUGAGAGUCUCCUUCCUACUUCUCCGGGCACGGCGCUUACUAGUCAAACCUCGCUCGAGCUACCUACCGAGCCAGCGCCCAUUGAGCAGAAGCACGAGGAAGGAGAAGAGGAGCAGCGACAAGCCACUACGCCAUUAUUACCCCCUGUGCUCCUCGAGAUGUGCAAAAAGGAAGAACCCAUCCAGUCUCCUCUGCAGUCUCCCUCCAUUGCACCAACCUCGGCUAUCAUGAGCUCUCGCACUUCCAUGGACAUGUCCCAAUCGUGUUUGCCCUCCCCUCCUCUGUCUACCCGACCAUCAAUGGUGUCAAUGCACAACCGUUCUCGUACCAACACAAUGACGGGUAGCAUCAUUCCAGACAUUCCAACUUUGCAACUCUCGGACCCGGACCCAUGGCUGGUCCGACUCGGCCAUGCCAAUUUCAACAUUUAUCCCGAACCAUAUACCCCCGAGGCCAUUGAUCUUGACUCGUAUACGGAGUAUCGCAGCAAUUGGGACCAUGCUCGCACCAACUAUGCAAAGCAUGUCGCCCGCACUGCAGAACACUAUGGGUCGACGUCCAAGGUCUUCAGACUGACCGAGGAAAAAUGGGCAUCUAUUGAUGAAACUUGGAGGAGACAGCACGAUCUCAUGAGAACUGCCCUCGCGCCCAUCUUUGCUCGUCUCAGUGACGGCGAUUCUGAGAUGCAGGAUUCUACGACAUCCAGUGUGGUUCUGGAAACCCCAGCCAGCAAGGUGGUCCUUCCUAUCAUUGACGACAAGAGCGGCAAAUUCCCCGAGAUUGGCGACGGCGAGAUAGUGGGGCCCAUGUCGGUUGCUCGUCCUCGAGCCUUGACGGGUCCAGGCCGCGGAAGCUACUCACACAGCCCACCUCCUUCACCACAAAGACGCAACCUCAUCAAAGUCCUAAUCGACAUAUUUCACAAAUAAACUGUAUAGUCCCGAAGACUUCUGAUGUACAAAAAACAUUUCCUCCUUGUACACAUUUCUUCGGAUACACGGCACCAGAGCCACGGAUUUUUGGCGUUAUCGAGAAUAUAGAAAAAGGGCGACCUCUUGGCCGGGAAAAGCGAUGACAUACUAUGGAACUCAAGGGUUACCGGCCUAAAAAAGCGAAUUCCAGCUCUCGGUUCAACGACAUUGCUAUGAUUACUACUACGAUAUUUACGACAUUCCUUUCAUCGGGAUCUGUGAUUCUAGAUGAUCUUAUGACUUGCGACUUCAGCACAGCGAAGUGACGAUACACACUCUUUUGAAAAGACCAACCUAUUGGUUUGUCACCGAUUGUUCUUCUAUUGAUUAUUACACUCAAGGCAGAGUAUUGUCUGUUCUUGUACAUGGCGGCUACAUGCAUCAAGGUUUUCUGGGCUCGCGAGAGUUAAGUAACAUGUAUGUAGCGCAGUCGAUUGGCUUUAGACACAAUGAGGGCGGAUCUAUGGGUGCUAUUGCCGGGGCUGAUGAAGGCGAUUGAAAAAGUCGAAAAGUUGAAGAUAGAGAGAGAAUGAG
This is a messenger RNA of Exophiala oligosperma, 2571 nucleotides long. RefSeq lists its product as uncharacterized. Lineage: Eukaryota; Fungi; Ascomycota; Eurotiomycetes; Chaetothyriales; Herpotrichiellaceae. The transcript has a single exon. The record is from RefSeq and is a predicted model, not a curated record. Bases 436 to 1995 code for a protein of 519 amino acids.